CAUGGCGGAGCGGAGCCGCGGCGCUCGGCGGCGCCUGCUGCUGCCGCUGCUGCUGCUGCUCCUGGCCGGCUCCGCCGCCAGCCCCGCGGAGGAGGGCGGCGGGCGGCGGGAGGCGGGCGGCGGGGAGCACGGCGAGGAGGCGGCGCGGCACCACGACUCCUCGUACGGCACCUUCGCCAGCGAGUUCUACGACCUGCGCUACCUCUCCGAGGAGGGUUACCCUUUCCCUACUGCUCCUCCAGUGGACCCAUUCGCAAAAAUCAGGGUGGAUGACUGUGGAAAAACCAAGGGAUGCUUCAGGUAUGGCAAACCUGGAUGCAAUGCAGAGACUUGUGACUACUUUCUGAGUUACCGCAGAAUAGGAGCUGAUGUUGAGUUUGAGCUGAGUGCUGACACAGAUGGCUGGGUGGCAGUGGGAUUUUCCUCAGACAAGAAAAUGGGGGGAGAUGAUGUCAUGGCUUGUGUUCAUGAUGAUAACGGAAGAGUCCGAAUACACCACUUCUAUAAUGUUGGUCAGUGGGCUAAAGAAAUCCAGAGGAAUCCUGCUCGAGAUGAGGAAGGGGUUUUUGAAAACAAUCGCGUAACGUGUCGAUUCAAGCGUCCUGUGUAUGUUCCCCGAGAAGAAACCAUCGUAGAUUUGCACUUGAGUUGGUACUACCUGUUUGCUUGGGGUCCAGCAAUCCAGGGUUCCAUAACUCGUCACGAUAUAGACUCUCCUCCCGUGUCAGAGCGCGUUGUCAGCAUUUACAAGUACGAAGAUAUUUUCAUGCCUUCAGCUGCCUAUCAAACCUUCUCUUCUCCAUUCUGCUUGCUCCUCAUUGUUGCACUGACCUUCUAUUUAUUGAUGGGAACCCCAUGACCAAUGGAAAAUAGCAAGAAUUUGGCAGUGGAAGUUUCUCAGGAUGGACGGCUAUAUGGAUGGACAAUGCAUUUUUCUAUUGGAAUUUAUAUCACAUCACCAUCCUCAUCUAGCUGCUUUUGAACAUAGUUAGCUUCUCAGAAGAGUGAAAUAACCAUCUUCCUUCAGUGGCAGAGUGGUGACAAAUCAUUUAAGAAUCAUCAGUGAACACAUAGGAGAAUAUUUUCAGUGUUGUGAUUACUUGCUUAAGGAAAAUGAGACUUUUGUAAAAUCAAUGUGUGUGUGUUUUGUGUGUUUGGGAGGGGUGCCUGUAUGUGUGUUUAGGGGAAUUUAGUGAUGGACAUCUUAUCAAAUAACAAAUUGCCUUCCAAAUUGCUACACAAAAGCAAAUUUAGGAAAACACUGCAAUGCUGUUCGGUACUUCUAGAGCAGAGAUCACAACUCCAAGUGCAGUUUCUGAUUUUAAUAUCUGGAAACCAACACAGCAGUAUAAAACCUGCCCUUUGGUAGUGGACAGUUCUCCCAGUUUCUUUUUUUAUAUAUAUUUAUUAAAGUGUACUUGCUGUGGUACAGCAAAACUAAACUUGCAUAUUCAAGCAUUAGCAUGAUUUUUUUUUCAACAGAAGGAGGUGACGAAUGUCUUUAUUGUGUUUCAAUACCCUUUUUGAAAGAGUGAGCUAGAAGAUAAUUUAAACAAGGGGAAGGGAGAAUACAGCAAUAUAAAUUCUCCGUACACAGGAAAACCAGGUGUAAAACAUGCAGAAUAUAAAAGUUCCCAACAAGCCAUAGGAUGUCCUCCUAAUAGAUUAAAUAAAUUUUUCUCUUUUUAUGAAAAAAACCAGCAAUUUUGCUGACGUGUAAAUAUAUUUUUACAUAAUUGUGCAGUAGUAAUCUCUUUUUCUGUGUUGUAUGCCACUAAACCCCGUUCAUGUUAAGAGUGACUGUGGCAGUUGGUGUUAUCUUACAAGGAAAUAUAAAUGAGAUUACUCGUAAGGAAAGACAGGGAUUAAUAAGAACAACAGUAUCUUUCGUUCAUCAAACCACUGACUGCUACAAUGUAAGUGUUGUGGAAAAAGAUGAGCUAAAAAGGAAACACAUUAGCUGUUUUUAUCACAAUAGAUAGUAGAAGAGGAAUGCUAAAUAUUACAGAGAUGAAAAGUGUCAAAAUGCAUUUAUGAGCCACAGAAUAUUAUAAAAACUGAGUGGAGAAUUUCUGUUCUUCACAUAAUAGGAAGUGUAUGACAUGUUUACAUGUAGCAAUCAAAUGUGCUUAGUAAGGUUACUCAUUCACUUUCCAACUUACACUAAAAUUCUACUUAAGUGGAAUUAAAAUAUAAAUAGUGCCAAAGUUUUAUCUAAUGUGGUACACUUGAGGACUCUCUAAUGUAGAAUCUGAUAAAGUAUAUGUAAUGCAACUCCUUUCUGUUCUUAUUGCUGCAUGGAGUAUAAAAUUAUUAACUAGCUUGGCUGGAUUUGCAUCAUUAUUCACAGAUUGAUGUUUGCAGACUAAGAUUUUUAGGGUCAGAAUUCUUCAAACCUAUGCUUAAGGUAUAUGAAUUAGAUUGAAGAUGAACUUAUCUUCAUAAGAAACACUUAAUCCCUAUUUCAAAAGACUAAUAUUUUAUAUUUUCAUUGAUGUCUUUAAGGAUUUUUUCACUUAAAAUUACUGGAUUAGAGUUUGGAAGAGGGAGGAGAAAUUCAGAAGUGAACUUUUAGAGUGCAUACUAUAGCUUUAUUUAGUAUAAAUGACUUCUCUCAGGUUGGUUAACUUAUCAUCUGAUCAAGUAGAGGCCACCUACUAAGGUCUGCUUUGGCCCACAACAGCUGUGUAAUUUAGCCUUAAGAUUGGCUGGAGCAGAUAAGCAGAAGCCUGGGUAAUGAGCUUUUACAUUCAGCAAACAGGUGAAGUGAAGAAAUCAUUAGGGUAAAUUCCUUCUCCUUUGUGCUGAUUUGUAGGCAGCUGAGAUAUUGCAGUUCUUUCUCAGAGCCUGAGGGUUGCUUUAGUUUAUGGCCUGGUUUUUACUGUUUCAGCCAUUUACUUGAUUACCCACUAAAGGGCUAAUUUAAUAAUUUAAAGGUACUGAACUUGGAUAGAAACCCAGUUUGGCUUCUCUUUUCUUCUUUAAUAGAGCUCUGGAUUUAGGAUAGUCUUGUUGAACCUGAGCACACAGGUACGUUAUAGAUGACAAUAAUAAUACCAAGGUAAAAUUUUGUAAUAGCUGUCAAUCUGCUUUGGGGAUACAUGGAGCCAGAUGUGGUUAAAGUUCAGGAUUUGAAGCAAGAGCAAAGUAUUUUACAUUAUUUUUUUAUUUCUUUUUCAGGUUACUUGUCAGUGUGCUGUGUUUUUGUCAACAUAUUUUUUCUCUUGCUGAAGUAUUAGCAGAAAUGUGCACUUCUAAAAAAUCUUUCACCUAAACUUCACAGUACUUAAUUAGCCUAAUAAAGUGUUUCUAAUCAAAAGGGAGGAAAUAAAAGGCCACAGGAAGCAGGAAAACAAUCUAUUAUCUGGCAUUUAAAUGGAUGGUUGAGUUUAGCACUGAGUUUAUCUAAGAGUUCCUCUUCACAGUGGGAAAAUCAGGACCAUGGAAUUCAAGCUGACAAACAAAGAAGGUAUGAGUAUCUAAAAAUUGGUAGUUGGGAUGAAAUCUGAGGAGAAAAAGGUUAUAAGGAAAAUGUGAUAUGUAAGUUUGUAUGAUGCUCGGUAAGUCUUAACAUUUGAGUCAGCAUAGUAACUUGUCAUGGAGAGCAUUUUGGUUUUCACAUUUUGUCUUCUUGUUUUUAUUUUUAAUACUGAAAUGUAGGAUUUAUCCCUUACAUGAAGUUACUAUAAAGUAGCAGACUUCAAAAUAAUUUUUAAUUGAUUAUGGCUUUUCAAAGACUUUUUGUUUUAUUAUUUUUUUCUAAUUGACUGAUACUAACACAAGCUAGAAGAAAAGGCCUGCUUUGGAAAAGGAGGCAGAUAUUUCCCUCUCCAAAUAAUUUUUUGUUUCUUUAGUGUGAUUACUACCAAACAGUAGUAAAUUCCUGAGUGCUUUAAUUUCAAGAAUUUCCUGCUGUAGAAUGACUUAAUACAGAGGCAUUGAGUUUAGAGAGGGCAUAUUUAGAGUAUGGUGUUGUUUGGAAAUUUGACUGUGGUUAUUAAUUAGAAAGAUAUUUUUUGCACAAUUUUUUUUUUAAUUUCUGGUAUCAAAUAACUGGGUUUUUAGGUAUAGGUGAGAUGCUAAUUGAUUUCCCCCCUCAAAAAACAAAGCCCACCAGGCUGAUUUGGUAAUGUCAUUGGAUAACGGGUGAUGCUGUCUUCUAUGAUCAGGGAAAUGUUUUGGUUUUAAAAGAGAACAUAUUGAUGAGAAAAGUUUGAACUUCCUCUGUAGCCUUCUUGUUUGUCUUGAUGGGUUUUGCAAUACUUGGAUAGUAAGAAAAUAAACACUUGGGGCCUCGCUAAUCUGAAAAAAAACCCAGUUUGGUUUAAAUGACGUUAAAGCUGUGUUUGGCACUGAAUUUCCCAGUCUUCAGCACAGGAAUUAGAGAAUGAUUGGAGUAUGGUGUACAUAAGCAUGGCACCAAGGCAGUAGCCCUGAAGCUCUCUUGGGGCACCAUAUCCUGGGUCUGAAGCAAAAAAAGAGCCCUGCAACUGCCUCCAUGUACUCAAUAGCUGCAGUUAUCUCUUAGUUUCUGCUAGAACUGAUAUAACUGCUGUAAGGUUAAGGGAAGACACUGGUCUUUCUUUUUUGUGGGUUGUUGUUGUUGUUAUUUUCUUACGUUCUCAGCCUUCCAAUGCAUCAGACAUUUACAAAAAAAGAAAAUUAUUCCAGUUUUAGAGAGCAGAUCCUCUGUCUGGUCUUUCAGGUCUUUUCUGGGUCCAUUGGAAAUUUGCACCCUCCAGUACUCCAGAGGCAGAAUUAAAGUUUAUAUGCAAAUUAUGUAACUUUAAUAGCAUUUAAUGGCAUUUUGUGACUCUGUGGUUUUGUUGGUUUGGCACGCUAUUGUGUAGCAGGUGUACUUCCUCCCACCCUCCUCUUGUUUUAACAUCUCCAAAUAAUUUCCCUAAAGUAAAGUAUUUGGUAAUAGACAUAAUAAGAAGGAAAUAUGUAUUUCAGAGAAUUACAAAAAGUCAAAUAUCACUUAUUUUCAGAAGUAACUAUUGUGUUAGUGUUUUAUACAAAAUAUGACUUUGCAUAGAGCCUUAGAGUUGCGAUAGAGUCAGAAAUAUUUUAAAUAUGACAGUAUUUCAGUGCUUCAUGGAGCUGUGGGUAUGCACAGCUUACACAAAUUGGUAUGAUUCUUUUCAACCCCAUUUCAACGUAAUGAAACUGCCAAAGCAGUUUGCUUGAAUUCUUCACUGUGAGGCAUUGGUGACCCAGACAGCUUGGAAAAGAAGAAUGGAGAGAUUGGUAGGAAGGACAAAUAACAAGGAAGGGCUAAUGGUUUUUGUAUACUUUCUAUUUUUGUAUAAAUUUAUAUGUGGCAGUGCCCAUCUGGCACUCUUUAUCCAAGCAAAUAUUACUUGAUGUAGGGUUAGGAAGGAAUAGAGUCUGACUUGAAAGAGAUUUUGGCUUUUAGGCAGGUCCCAGCUGUGGCGUGUCAGACCAUGCCACAAGAUGUUCUCUGCUGUCAAGCUCCCAGUGAGAUCUGGCCUUCAGAGGUACAAAAAUCCAGCAAGACUCCAGAGGCAAUAGCAGCAGUUGGCUGCAGCAGGGAAUGCCUGCUCAGUUUGUACAAUGGCCAGUGAGCAGGUACUCCCCGCUGGCUGCAAUCUGAUAUCAAAAGAUGGGGCUCUAAAUCUUAACAGCUUUGUACAUUAGCUCCUCUAAUUAAAUUUUCAUUAUCAUUAUUUCUCUAACAGUCUGCUUGGGCAGCUCUCCCUCAACCUGCCCAGGAUAGAUAUGGAUCUAACUGGAAGAUUUUAAAGAAAAUGGCAAGUCCCUGUGUACAAAAAUUAAUAAAAAAGAAAAAAAAUUAACCGUAUGCCAGCUUUUCACAUUAUUUUUCUUGUCUAGUUAUUUAUAUGCAAUUUGUAUAUUGAUGUGUCUGAUUUUUGCAACUACAGAGGAAGAUCUAGGUAAGCCUUCCUUUUCUAAACAUCUUUUUAUUAAUAUGAAAUAAUCACUUUGGUAGCUUCUUUUUUUUUCUAUUUUCACUGUAGGUUUGAUAAAAUUAUAUAUGCUUAAACGUGGUUAUUUAACUUACCUAAUUUGGGCGCAGAUAGUGAGGCAAAAGCAGUGCAAUUUUGAAAUGUCAGAGAGGAUGUGUGCAGCUUGUGGAGUUGAUAGGUGUGAAAAUGCAGACUUAAAAGACAUUACUUGCUUUGAAAAUCUGUGUUAUGACUUGGCUAUAGCAAUGAAUCUGCUGUAAAGAAAGGGACAGUUCUUUUUUCCCCUUGGAUUACUAAGUAUUUUGAAUAGAACUCACAGACUAUCUCAGGUUGGAAGGGACCCAUAAGGGAUCCAUAAGGAUUUUAGAGUCUAACAAAUGGUGCUUCUCACAGGACUGCCUAAAACCAUAUGAAUCAGAGCAUCAUGCAGAUGCUCCUUGAACUUCCCUGCAGAGCAUGUUCCAGUGACUGGGCCCCCUCGUAGAGAAGAGCCUUUUCCCAAGGUCCCAUCUGAACUUCCCCUGACGUGGUUCCACAGUCAUUCACAACUGUUGCUUUCGCCCACUUUCUGUGUUUCUUAGCUAAGUAGGAAUGUUCUUCCAAACCAGUAUGAGUUGGGACUUCACAACCUGUAUCUUAGAACAGCUGCUGCUCCACAUAGGCUCGUUCUGAUCUGCAAUUGGAGGCUCAUUAGGAAGGUCCUUAUGAGAUCAACUUUUAUGUGGCAUUCUUAAGAUACUUUCUGUAAAAGUAUUGUACUCUUCAUGGACUAGGGCAUUACAGAAUUACCAGUACUUUUCUGAACUGUUUCUAAGUGAUUCUUAGAUUCACUUUUGAAGAAGUAAUUGGAUUUUUCAGAAGUGCUGAGCACCUAGAAAUCUGUUACGGCUCCAAUGCUUACUCAGGGAAGUGAACAUUUUAUGGUAACUCAUUAUUUAGCGUCAUCUCUCUCUCUUAGUUUUGAUGUCAUUCAGUUCAAUUUCCCAUGGUGGUAUUGGUAGAAGACUAAAUAAAUGAAAAAUUCACUUAGGUUAUGUGCUAAGGAAUAAAAAUAUUCCUGCUGAUUUCUCACAACAGUGAUCUGUGAGGUUUAGAUAAUGAAAAGGAUUCUUCAAAGAAUUAGUGUUUAGGCAGUGUGAUUUAGGUGAAGGUAUUUGUGUGUGCAUGUAAAGUCUGAGAAUUAUACAAGAUUAUAGAAGAGAGUCUAAAAACAAAAGGCUGAAUUCUGCUCUGGAGACAAGAAAAAACACAGAACCUUACCUGUUCCCUGUCUCCUAGCUAAUUUUGGGGAGACAGAAUGAUCUGUGAGAAAAAAAAAAAAUAAACCUGACAUAUUACGUAUGUGGGGAUUAUGUUUGUAGUUGUUAUACACACAUGCCUUCUUUCUUCAGUACAAAAAUUAGCCUCACAGUCUUGGACAUAUUACAGUGUUAUUUUCACUUUUUUUUUCCAUACAAGCUGAAACAAGAAUAAGUUCAGUAAGUCAAAAUAAUGUUGUCAUACAGAGUAGUAGGGAAAUAAGAAAGGAAGCACAGAUGCCACAGUUAAACCUAGGAGGACAAACAAAAUCUUGUUAUUUAACUUCAGGAUAUGGUGUCUGCUUCUGAAAUACUUGACUGCUCACAUAGAAGGCAAUGGAUUCUUUUUCAGUUUUUUACCCUUGGUGAUAUGAAACAAGUGAUAGGAAUUGAAAUAGAAAUAAUAACCACAACAGAAUUUUUAAAGCUAGAAUUAUCAUUCAAGUCUUGACAAAGAGAUUGAAAGAUGAAAUUGGAAACCUAUUAACUCAUUGGAAAAAUGAAAUAGUGGGACCUUGACAUUUGUGUGUGGUGUGCCCAGCCUUUAUUUAAGCAGAUACUUUUUAUUAGCAUAUUGAGUUCUGUUUAGGUUAUAACAGAUGCCUGGUAUGUCUUGAUAUUUUUGAUUUAUAUAUCCUGAGGUCUGGUUUGCUUUAAGCUCUGUGCAAAUAAGCAAGCUGUCAUAACUGUGAACUCUUGCCACUUAUUUUGUAUUUCAUGAAGUGCAACGGUUGAACCUGAAAUGUCAUCUCUCCCUUUUGACUUUAUUCACCAUCGUCAAGACUAAUAUACAGAUGAAACAUACAAAUAAGAAAUGUGUAACUGUAGUGUUAAGUGGUGUUCUGCAUUCUCUAUGCUAGGCUUCAUUCUGUAUGCCAAUCCCCAGCAGCCAUGUGAAGUCAAUGAGCAUUUGGUUGGAUAGGAGUGCAGAAUGGAGGUUUUGUAGUCCAGAAGAAUUUGCCAAACUUCUUUGUAUUUGUGCUCUAGUCUUUUCAGCAAAAAUAACACUGAGUGAAUAGAUAAUGAAAUCACAGUGACCUACGGGACUACUUUACAAUCAGUGCAUGCCCUACAGUAUUGCUUUGUAACAUCUGUUUUAUACUAAAUGUUGGUGUUCAAGUGAGCCUUGUUAGCUAUUUGACAGUGACAGACAAUAAUAUUUAUAAUCCUGUUGCAAUAAAUGCCUUUUUAGUCUAAGAAAAUGUGUGGUAUGGCAUUUAUAACGGAGGAAAAAAGUCUCCAUGAGGUUAAAGAAGUCUCUGCUGCUGCCUAUGUUAAUAAUUAAUUCCCGUGCCAUGGUUUUUAAUUUAUUAGGCUGACUAAUUCCAUUUAAUUCAGUGAGGCUGGCCACAUUAGCGAAUUAACAGAUGUGAGAAGACUACUUUCUUUUUUCACUAUGUGAAUCACAAUGAAGCUGUAAGUGUGAUCAUAUCUGUUUUAGCCAAGUAUUAACCACAUUGUCAACUGCUGUAAGUGUAGAAUUUAGAGGUUCCUGUGGUGACCUCUGUGGUGUUUUUAUAACCUAUUUGAUACAAAUACGAUCAAGUUGCAAUCUUACAAAUUCUGGUGUUCUUUAUCUACUGUCACCACACUGCCUUUUACCUUGGUCAGAAUGGCUUCUGAAGCAGCCAGAACAGGCUUUUGCAGAAAAGAAGAAAAUGAAAUAUAUAUUAGAAAUGGGCAACAGAGAGGAGGAAGUGCCAUGAUACUCAGCAAGCAAAAGCAGCUGUAGAAGUCUCUCAAACAGGGAUGCUUCAUUUUCUGAGCUCUCUCAGGUUUGAACAGGUGUUUUAGCUCCGUACUGGUGGACUGGGAAGACAAGUUGGCUGAGGGCAUCAAGAAAUGUAUUGCUCUUACACUGUGUGGUCUGUAUGUUGUGUUUAUAGUAUGAUUGCAAGCCUGUAGCUGCAAGAAAGGAUGGAUCUUGUGAGUGUCAGCUACUUGUGCACUGUCCAAGCCAUGAUCUGUAGAGGUACUACAUAUACCAAAUAGAUUUAAAUUAUAUUCUGUUUGUCUUUCAGUACAUGACUGCUGACAGAUUGGUGAGGAAUUUGUCACAAACCUGAUGAAUCCCAAACAUUCUUUCAUUACUCAGGUCUCUGUAUAUCUGGCUCUUGUUCUGUGCACAGAGCUAUCAUGUGGGAUAACCCUGAAAAAUAGUACUCUGGAUUUUUUCCAUCCACAGGUCCUACAGGUGCUGUCUUGCAUGCUUUUUCCAGUGAUUGAACAUUUUUGUGUCGGUGCUAUUGACUGCUCUGCCUUACAACCAUACAUUUCAUUCCCCUUGUUAACUGAACAAUAUUCACAGCCUUCCGUGUAAAUCAUUCAAACUUAACUCUGCUGAU
Messenger RNA from Prinia subflava (tawny-flanked prinia), 9594 nucleotides. RefSeq names its product ferric chelate reductase 1 like (gene FRRS1L). The coding region runs from base 2 to 859 and encodes 285 amino acids. Lineage: Eukaryota; Metazoa; Chordata; Aves; Passeriformes; Cisticolidae. Gene Ontology annotation, biological process: regulation of postsynaptic membrane neurotransmitter receptor levels; regulation of glutamate receptor signaling pathway. The transcript has 5 exons. The record is from RefSeq and is a predicted model, not a curated record.